AUGCUCACACUCAACACGACUGUUCCUCUUGCAUUUGACUUUAAUCGUCCAGAAGACUACUUCAUUUUUCUGUUCCAUAUUCUCUUCGCUACUAGUGCGGUCUUUCUUGCUGGCUCAGUGGUAAUUGGAAUAUUGAGUACGAGGGGGCUUCGAAUUCAAAACAGAUUCAUUUUCAUGCUCAAUACCAGCAUUAGCGACACACUCACCGGGUUCUCUGUGUAUUAUCUUGGUCUAUUUGAUGUACAAGAGGGAUACCCGUCAAGGAAUGGUACAUUUUAUAUUCUGCCUUCUUUUCUUGGAGUAAAUAUCCUUACUUUUCUGUUUGCACAGAUUGACCGCUAUAUCGCUGUUUGCCAUCCUUUCUUUUAUAGUCGCUACAUUAUGCGACCGGUUGUUAUUGGAAUUUGUGUCUUUUGUUGGUUUUACACAUACAGUAUAUUAACGGUGCAGAACCUCGUUCCUAUUUCAAAGGCUGCACAAAUAAACGCGUUUGGCGUAAUGACUUUACAGAUAAUUGUGCUCACAAAAGUUCUGAUGACCAUAAAGCUAUAUGUUAUUGCCAGAUACCAACUUGCACGAGAUCCACCAAGCACAGAGAAGGAGAACAAGAAGGAAUCUUUGAGGAUCAUAGUAUUUGUGGUUAUAUGUUUCUUAACGCUGUGGUGUCCCUCCUUCGUUAAUAUUAUUGUGAAGCAGUUGACUUUGCACGGCCUAAAAUUCAGGAAUGAAGCCACUAACCUCUUUGCAACCAUGGCACGAUUUAACGCACUUAGCACACCAGCGGUGUACAUCUGGGGGAGCCCCGCGCUUCGCGAGGCUGUGAAGCAAACAGUGUGGCGAAGAAUGUGUCCAAGGGCACAGCAAAACAGAGCAGUUAACGACCUAGCAGUCAAUCCAAAACUGGGCCCUGACAGAGAGGCUGAGCUUCUUCUUAUGGGGCUGUUCAUCACAGACGCCCAGUCUCAGGUGUGCUGGACAUCUGCCAAUCACCGGGUGCUGUCCAUGGUGCUGAUCUGCCUCUAG
Messenger RNA from Megalops cyprinoides (Indo-Pacific tarpon), 1023 nucleotides. RefSeq names its product G-protein coupled receptor 183-like. The record is from RefSeq and is a predicted model, not a curated record. Gene Ontology annotation, cellular component: membrane. Bases 1 to 1023 code for a protein of 340 amino acids. Gene Ontology annotation, biological process: G protein-coupled receptor signaling pathway. The transcript has 2 exons. NCBI's taxonomy places the organism in Eukaryota, Metazoa, Chordata, Actinopteri, Elopiformes, Megalopidae. Gene Ontology annotation, molecular function: G protein-coupled receptor activity.